UGAACUUGACUCAUCAUUAGUCGCUCAUCCAUCAGGGGUCGAAUAACCUGCGUUUGGGCGCAGGAAAAGCGUGACUGGGGCAUAAGAAGAUAAAAUCUCAGAUAUUCAACAACAAGGAAAUAAAUAAAUCAGAAUGGAGGAAUAUGCAAGAGAGCCCUGUCCCUGGCGCAUCGUUGACGACUGCGGAGGAGCAUUCACAAUGGGCGCAAUCGGGGGUGGAGUAUUUCAAAGUAUAAAAGGAUUCCGUAAUGCCCCAAGUGGGAUCAACAAACGUCUCCUAGGCUCCCUGAUGGCCAUCAAACAGCGCUCCCCCAUCAUCGCCGGAAACUUCGCCGUCUGGGGUGGCAUGUUCUCGACAAUCGACUGCACACUCGUUCACUUCAGACAAAAGGAAGACCCCUGGAACUCGAUAAUCAGUGGAGCUGCCACUGGUGGAAUCCUGGCUGCUAGGAACGGACUGCCUGCUAUGGCUGGCAGUGCCAUCAUCGGGGGUAUGCUCCUUGCCCUCAUCGAAGGCGUUGGCAUCCUAUUCACGAGGUUAUCUGCUGAACAGUUCAAACCACCCACGUUCGACGUAAACGACCCUUCGCAACUAGGACCCCCUCCUCAAGGCUAUUCCUCGUAAUGAUGACGGGAAAUUUUUUCUGUUGGUGGAGUCAACACGACAAUUGCUAGAGUUUAAUCCAAUUUUAGAUCAUUCUGAUGUUCCGUCUGAGCCUCAAUAAAAAUCCUCACUCAUUUAUAGGUAGUGUUACGUUCGUUGUACAGUUAAGGACCGAAAUAAUAAUUGUAAUGUUUAAGGAUAAAA
Molecule: messenger RNA, 808 nt
Organism: Diachasma alloeum
Lineage: Eukaryota; Metazoa; Arthropoda; Insecta; Hymenoptera; Braconidae
Product: mitochondrial import inner membrane translocase subunit Tim17-B
Exons: 2
Coding region: 134-625 (163 amino acids)
Biological process (GO): protein import into mitochondrial matrix
Cellular component (GO): mitochondrial inner membrane; TIM23 mitochondrial import inner membrane translocase complex
Molecular function (GO): transmembrane protein transporter activity
Source: RefSeq, a predicted model, not a curated record